Molecule: messenger RNA, 393 nt
Organism: Colletotrichum paranaense
Lineage: Eukaryota; Fungi; Ascomycota; Sordariomycetes; Glomerellales; Glomerellaceae
Exons: 2
Coding region: 1-393 (130 amino acids)
Source: RefSeq, a predicted model, not a curated record
AUGCAGUACCCAGGAUUUUUACGCGACUACGUUUUGGGCCCCCAAAGCCGCAAGUUCAAGCCCACUUCACUUGCACCGUCGCCAUCCAACUUCCCCUGGACCCCUGCUACCCUGUCCGGCCGACCAAGUGUGCGCGCCUCCCACCACGCGAGCGAGCCAAGCCAAGCCAAUAUUGCUGCCAGCUUCCCCCCCAAAUCGACCAUCCAUCCCGUCCCAUCUUCGCCCGCGCUCGUCCACUCGUUGCUCCUUCUUAACCUCGUCCUCCCCCCAGCCAGAACCAGGGAUCGUCGCCGCCUUCCAAGAGCCUCACCUUGCCUCGUCUUGCCCCUUCGCCAGAUCAGAUCCGACAGAGCUGAUCGUCUCGACGACUCGACCACGGCGGGCAACUUCUAA